UGAAUCGACAUCACAAUGUGGUGAAAAAACAUUACGAUAUGGUGAAUCGAUAUCACGAUAUGGUGAAUCUACACCACGAUAUGGUGAAUCUACAUCACGAUAUGGUGAAUCUACAUCACGAUAUGUUGAAUCUACAUCACGAUAUGGUGAAUCGAUAUCACGAUAUGGUGAAUUUACAUCACGAUAUGGUGAAUCUACAUCACGAUAUGGUGAAUCAAUAUCACGAUAUGGUGAAUCUACAUCACGAUAUGGUGAAUCUACAUCACGAUAUGGUGAAUCUACAUCACGAUAUAGUGAAUCUACAUCACGAUAUGGUGAAUCGAUAUCACGAUAUGGUGAAUCUACAUCACGAUAUGGUGAAUCUACAUCACGAUAUGGUGAAUCAAUAUCACGAUAUGAUGACGUCGUGGUGAAUCUAUGCCACGAUUUGGUGAAUCUACAUCACAACGUGGUGAAUGAACAUUCCGAUAUGAUGAAUUCACGUCACGAUUUGGCGAAUCGAUACAACGACAUGGUGAAUCUACAUCAUGAUACUGAAACUCCUCAUCACAGUAUGGCAAUUGAACAUAAUAUUGUGAUUGGACAUCACGAUGUGAAAAAUAGACAUCAUAACGUGACAAUACAAACUUCUACAUAA
Saccoglossus kowalevskii is the source of this 637-nucleotide messenger RNA. Its product is annotated as filaggrin-2-like. The record is from RefSeq and is a predicted model, not a curated record. NCBI's taxonomy places the organism in Eukaryota, Metazoa, Hemichordata, Enteropneusta, Harrimaniidae.